GGCUGCACUGCCUGCCUGCCCGCUUCAGGUCCCGUCGGAGCAGCGGGAAGCACUCGACUUCACAGAGCACCGCGGAUCCCGUGAAGGCACCACGCGGCCAGUCUUCUCGCACAUUCCAGCAGAAAGGUGUCCUCACACAACUCGGAAGAGAGUGGGAAGCAAGGGUUGGAGGGGGGAAAAAAGCCAGAGUGUAGAAAGAAGAAGACGGCGAAGGAGGAGAGAAAGAGAGACAAAUAAAGAGCAGAGAAGAAGAGGAGGUGUUCGCCGAGAAGAUGCUGACUCCAGCCGGCUUCUUGGCUGCGGUCGUCCUUGGUUUGAGCGCGGCUCACUCCAAAGUGAAUAAACACAAGCCGUGGAUCGAGACUUCAUACCAUGGGGUGAUCACUGAAAACACGGACGUUGUUCUGCUGGAUCCCCCUCUAGUGGCCUUGGACAAGGAUGCCCCAAUCCCAUAUGCAGGGGAGAUCUGCGCUUUCAACAUCCACGGGUUGGAUGCUCCAUUCGAGGCAGUGGUGCUGAACGGCACUUCGGGGGAGGGCCAGCUGAGGGCCCGCGGCUUGGUGGACUGUGAGCUGCAGAAGGAGUACACCUUCAUCAUUCAGGCUCAUGACUGCGGUUCAGGACCAAGGGGCACGGAGGGCAAAAAGUCCCACAAGGCAGUGGUCCAUAUUCAGGUCAACGAUGUGAACGAGUUUGCUCCCGUGUUCCGGGAGCCCCAGUACCAAGCUGCAGUGACAGAGGGCAAGAUUUAUGACAGCAUCCUACAAGUGGAGGCCACUGACCAGGACUGUUCCCCUCAAUACAGCCAGAUCUGUAACUACCAGAUCACCGCCACCAACACACCAUUUGCUAUAGACCGGAACGGUAACAUCCGGAACACAGAGAAGCUGAGCUAUGACCGAGAGCAACAGUAUGAGAUCCAGGUGAUUGCCUGGGACUGCGGUCAGAAGAGAGCUUUGCACAGCGUCUCCGUCCGCAUUGACGUCAAACCUGUCUGCAAACCCGGCUGGCAAGGUUGGAGUAAGCAAGUGGACUAUGAGCCAGGAACAGGCAGUAAGCCGUUGUUUCCCAAAAUGCAUCUGGAGACCUGUGGAGAACCACUGUCAUCUGCGAGGACCACCGUGGAACUUCAAACCAGUCAUAUUGGGAAGGGAUGCGACCGUGAGACCUACUCCGAGAAGUCCUUACAAAAAUUAUGUGGAGCCUCAUCAGGCAGCACUGACCUUCUGCCCGCCCCUUCUACCGCCACUAACUGGACAGCUUCUCUGGUGACUGACAGCGGCAGGGACAGUGAUUUGAUAUUCAGGUUUGACGGUCACCAGGCGGCUAAAAUUCCAAGCUGGGUGGUACCUCAGAACCUGACAGACCAGUUCACUAUAGCGACCUGGAUGAAGCAUGGCCCCAGUCCUGGGCUCAGGGCUGAAAAGGAGACCCUGCUUUGUAAUUCCGAUAAGACGGAGAUGAAUCGCCAUCACUACUCCCUGUAUGUCCACAAUUGCCGCCUGGUGUUCCUGCUAAGGAGAGACUUUACCCAGGUGGACACGUUCAGGCCUGCUGAGUACCACUGGAAACUGGACCAGAUCUGUGACAAGGAGUGGCAUUACUACGUCAUCAAUGUAGAGUUCCCAGCGGUGACACUCUAUGUGGAUGGAGUGACCUAUGACCCCUACCUGGUGACUGACGACUGGCCCAUUCAUCCGUCGGAGAUCGACAUGCAGCUGACAGUCGGUGCCUGCUGGCAAGGUGGCGAGGUGACCAAGCCACGGUUUACUCAGUACUUCCGGGGCAGCCUAUCUGGACUGACCAUCCGACCCGGAAAGAUCGAGAGUCAGAAAGUCAUUUCCUGUCUGCAGGCUUGUAAAGAAGCACUGGAUAUCAACUCCCUUGAGAGCCUGGAUAAGAGCAUCAAGUUUCACUUCAACCCAGCUCAGUCCAUUCUGGUGAUGGAGGGAGAGGAUUUAGAAAACAUGAACACUGCCCUGAGGAAGGUCUCCUACAUAAACUCUCGCCAGUUCCCCACUGCAGGAGUACGACAUCUUCGCAUAUCUACAGCUGUCCAGUGCUUCGGUGAGGACACUUGCAUCACCAUCCCUGACAUAGAGGCGGUCGUGAUGGUGCUGCAGCCAAGCGAACCCAGGAUAACCAUCACUGGACUGAAACGACACAGUCUCCCGGCUUCUGACCUAAGGGCUCCUGGCGGUGUUGCACUUUUCCAGGAGCUCCACAUCAUCAGCACAGUCACCAGAGUAGACACGGCUGCACAACACACAGGUCAAAGACGAGGCAUUCUGGAGGAGAUCAUCCACAACUUGGACUACUGCGAUAUUCUGGUAAUAGGCGAGGAGUUGAACCCUGCGCAGGAGUCACUCCAACUGGGGCGCAGCGUUCUGCUUGGGAAACACCUCGAUGCCACCAACUCCACAUCCGGGAUGUCCAUAUACGGUGUGGACUCCAUGUCAAACUACGAAGAGGUGAUCCGAGAGGUGCAUUACUCCAACUGGCAACCUGCACAAUUAACAGAGAGGAGGUUCCGCCUCACCUGCUCAGAGCUCAAUGGACGCUACACCAGCAAUGAGUUUAACUUGGAGGUGAGCAUCAUCCACGGUUCAGAGGUCGGGGAACGUGUCAGUCACAGCGCUGCUUCGCCUCAGUACAUGCAGUUAGUCCACAAUCCAUCCAUGAUUCAUGAGCUGUACCCUGGGCACAACUCAGGGGUGCCGAGUACCGCCGCAGUGGUCACUGUCAUCUGCAUCGCCGCCCUGGUGGUAGUGCUUGUGUUAGGCGUCUACCACAUCCAUUUAACACACCAGCAACAAGUCAAGAUGUCCGAGGCGGCCAAAGAGGAAGACGGGGCCUGGGACAAGUCGGGUCUCUCAAUCACCAUCAACCCAAUGGAGAAUCUGCAGGACCCCCAGGCUGCAGAUGAGGAGGCCAGCGAGGACGAAGAGGAGGACGACGAAGAGGAGGAGGACGAUGACGUCACCAGUGCCGAGUCGGACAACAGCGAGGAGGAAUUGGACGUGCAACUACCCAGCAUGCAGUGCAAGAAGGCACACAAACAAUAAUGUCUAAUUGAAACUCCAAGUCAGUCAUCUUACACACACACUGAUCUGCAUAAUAUUCUGUAAUCACCUUGACACACACUGACUUGUGGCUUAAAAAAAAAAUUGCGGUAAUAUCGCCCCCUGCUGGACUUAAUAAGUAUUAACUUAAACCUAGUGAUUAAAAAUAAAAUCACAGGGAAACAUAUGGAACAAUUGAAUGUUGUCUAUAACUACCGGGCAUCCGGACAUUCACAUUGCUUCAGUUUUAACUGCCUUGUUCUAAAAUGGAAUACAUUCAAUUUUGUCCUCAAAAUUCUACAGACAAUACCCCUAAGCCAGUGUUUUUCAACCUUUUUUUGAGCCAGGGCACAUUUUUUAGUUAAAAAAAAUGCGGAGGCACACCACCAGCAGAAACCAUUAAAAAAACAAAACUCAGUUGACAGUAAAAAGUCGUCGUCGCAAUUGUUGGAUGUGACUUUAAAGCAUAACCAAGCAUGUAUCACUAUAGCUUCUUGUCUCAAAGUAGGUGUACUGUCACCACCUGUCACAUCACACCAUUGACUUAUUUGGACUUUUUUGCUGUUUUCUUGAGUGUAGUCUUUUAGUUUUUGUCUUGCGCUACUAUUUUGGUGGAUUUUUCUCUGAUUUUUCCUGUAGCAGUUUCAUGUCUUCCUUUGAGCAAUAUUUCCCGCAUCUACUUUGUUUUUAUCCUUCAUUGUGGGGACAUUGUCAUGUCAUGUUCGGAUGUACAUUGUGGAAGCCAUCUUUGCUCCACAGUAAGUCUUUGCUGUCGUCCAGCAUUCUGUUUUUGUUUACUUUGUAGCCAGUUCAGUUUUAUUUUUGUUCUGCAUAGCCUUCCCUAAGCUUCAAUGCCUUUUCUUAGGGGCACUUACCUUUUGUUUAUUUCUUGUUUAUGCAUUAAAUACCUUUUUACCGGCAUACUGCCUCCCUUUGUAUCAACAUCUAUAAAGCAAUUAGCUACCUGCUGCCACCUACUGAUAUGGAAGAGUAUUACACGGUUACCCUGCCGAGCUCUAGACAGCACCGACACUCAACAACAACACAUCAUUUGCAGUCUAUAAUUACUGGUUUGCUUAAAAAUGUUUUCAACCCAAAUAGGUGAAAUUAGAUAAUCUCCCACGGCACACUAGAGUUUUUUUGUUUUUGCAAAUAUAUUUAAAAUUAUCACAGCCUUUGCUCAAUAAUUUGUACAUUGCUGCCAAAGGUGCAUCGACAGAGACACCUGUGAUAAAAAAAAAAACAACAACAACGAUUCCGCUUCGGGCUGUAUAGCUCGGUUGGUAGAGUGGCCAUGCCAGCAACUUGAGGGUUGCAGGUUCAAUCCCCGCUUCUGCCAUCCUAGUCACUGCCGUUGUGUCCUUGGGCAAGACACUUUACCUACCUGCUCUCAGUGCCACCCACACUGGUUUAAAAAUGUAAUUUAGAUAUUGGGUUUCACAAUGUAAAGCGCUUUGAGUCACUAGAGAAAAGCGCUAUAUAAAUAUAAUUCACUUCACUUCCCAUUUAACCUGAUGGAGCUUGAGAGGUGCUGCAAAGAGGAAUGGGCCAAACGUGGGUGUGUCAAACUUGUGACGUCAUAUUACGAAAAAAAACUUGAGGCUGUAUUUGCUGCCAAAGUUGCAUCAACAAAGUAUUGAGCAAAGGCUGUGAAUACUUGUGUACAUGUGACUGUUUUAUUAUUACAUUUGCAAAAAAAAUUAAAACACCUUAUGGGGUAUUGUCUCUAGAAGAUUUAGAACAAAAUGAAUUCAUUCCAUUUUGGAAUAAGACUGUUUUGUUUUAUUAAAUUUGCAAAAUGACAAAAAAAAUAUCAUGUUGAGCAAAGGCUGUGAAUACUUAAAAGGGAUUUUUUUUUUUUUUUUUAAUUAAAUUUGCAAAAUAAAUUAAAAAAAUAAUCACAUUGUCAUUUGGGGUAUUGUCUGUAGAAUUUUGAGGACCAAAAAAAUAUGUAUUCCAUUUUUAAAUAAGGCUGCAGCAUUAAGUAUGGAAUAAGUGAAGCGCUGUGAAAACUUUCCGGAUGCACUGUAUGUGUCCUGUGAUUGACAGCCCGGGGUGAACCCCGCCUUUCACUGAGUAGCUGGGAUAGGCUCCAGCUUUCACCAUUUAACAAUAUAAGGGGUAAAAAAAAAAAUGACAUGCAUCACAAAACACUUAAAUAUUAAAUCGUAAUAUUUACUGUUUUAGGUAAUUAUUUUGUUCACAUUGUUCCCCGAUCUAUUUAGUUGAUUUGAUGCACUGGUUUAAAACAUGUAAUUUAUUUUUUUUUUAAAAUAAUGAUAGUAUAUUAUUUUUGGUUUGUAUACAACAUGUAAUUUAUCAGUUUUUUGGCCCAUGAGGCAAAGCCAGGUGAUUUUACAGAAUAACUUAUUUUCAAUGGAACUAACAAAAAAAAAGAACAAAAAAAAAAGUGAAAAGAAAACAUUUUCAUUUUAAACUCAACAAGGAGUUGAAGUUUUGUGUUUCGGGGCUUGACAGAGGAGCCUCGUUGUACAUUUUUAUACACUAUCUUGUAAAUAGAGAGAACAGUAGUUGACCCCUGCCACCAACAUACCAUCUUUACCCAACUUCAUUUUUCUUGUAUGAAACGUCAGAAAGUUUAGUCUGCAGAAAUAGUGUGCGUUUGACUUCUGUUGGCUUUGUUUAUGAAGUGUCAGCGUCUCCAUGGAUACCAGGACAGUCCUAUCAGAAAACUGUACAUAUUUUCAAAGAAGAAGGGUGAGGGUGCAGUUCCACAAACAAAAUAUGGAUAAGAGUACGGUGGUUACCUGAAAAUAUUGCAAACACAGACUAAAAAGGAGUAAUCGGCACAAUGCAAUGCACUGAACUCGCACACUAAAACCAAUCUGAGUGUUUUAAUAUUAGAAUUAGGCGCUAUCAAAAUUAACUCAUGGAAGUAAUCACAUUAAAGGCCUACUGAAACCCACUACUACCGACCACGCAGUCUGAUAGUUUAUACAUCAAUGAUGAAAUAUUAACAUUGCAACACAUGCCAAUACAGCCGGUUUGGUUUACUAAAUUGCUAUUUUAAAUUUCCCGCCAAGUAUCCUGUUAAAAACGCUUAUGAUAACGCGUGCGCGUGAUGUCACAGGUUGUAGCGGAGAUGUUCUUCCAGCCUGAUCCAAGCUAUAAGUAGUCUGCUUUAAUCGCAUAAUUACACGGUAUUCUGGACAUCUGUGUUGCUGAAUCUUUUGCAAUUUGUUCAAUUGAUAAUGGAGAAGUCAAAGAAGAAAGAUGUAGGUGGGAAGGGGUGUAUUGGAGCUGCCUUUAGCAACACAAACACAGCUGGUGUUUCCUUGUUUACAUUCCCGAAGGUGAAGCUUUACUAUGGAACAGAGCGGUCAAGCGAACAUGGAUCCCGACCACAUGUCAACCGGCAGGUUUCGGUGAGAAAAUUGUGGUAAUAAGUCGGCUCUUGUUGUAGACAUGAGCGUAGCUUGCGUCCUCCUGCAGCUGCAGACUCUCUUACCUCCUCCCGCCGGAGACACUGGCGGUCACCACACCCGUGGCCACACCCCUCCAAUUUUCAGGUACCAUAUAAUCUCACUAAAACACUAGUAACACAAUAAGAAGAUAAGGGAUUUUCCAGAAUUAUCCUAGUAAAUGUGCCUAAUAACAUCUGAAUCGCUCCCACUGCCCUCGCCUUUUUUUUUCUUCUAGUCCUUCACUCUCACUAUCCUCAUCCACGAAUCGUUCAUCCUCGCUCAAAUUAAUGGGGAAAUUGUUGCUUUCUCGGUCCGAAUCGCUCUCGCUGCUGGUGGCUAUGGUUGUAAACAUUGUGAGGAUGUGAGGAGCUCUACAACUGGUGACAUCACGUGCACAUCGUCUGCUACUUCCGGUACAGGCAAGGCUUUUUUAUUAGCGACCAAAAGUUGCGAACUUUAUCGUGGAUGUUCUCUACUAAAUCCUUUCAGCAAAAAUAUGGCAAUAUCGCGAAAUGAUCAAGUAUGACACAUAGAAUGGACCUACUAUCCCUGUUUAAAUAAGAAAAUCUCAUUUCAGUAGGCCUUUAAUCACAUGUAUAUACUCAGAAUAAUCACACAAUUUAAAAAUCGUUUGACAGCAUUCAUUGUAAUAUUGCCCCAAAACUCAUGGAAAAAUACAAAUGUAUUCGCCUAAAACUGAGAAUUUUCUUUUGAAAACCUUAUAAAAUAGAAACGUAUGAUUUAGGAUUUACUAUUUUAUUAAUACUUUUUUUUUUACCCAAGUCGUUAUACUAUUCCAUGCGUAAAUAACACUUAUAGAUCAUAUUUCCACUUGGCAAUUUACAUUGCAAAGAAAAGUCUGAAAAGAGCAUGCCUCACGCUAAGAAACAUAAACAGCAUACCAUAUUUCCUUAAAUUGCCGCCGGGGCACUAAUUAAUUUAAAACCUAUUCUCACUCCUGCGCUUACCAAAGGCACGCGGUAAAAGUAAGCAUGCGCUAAUUAUUUUAAAACCUCUUCUCACUCCGACACUUACCAAAGGUAUGCAGUAAAAAUUUGAGUGUGAUGUAAGCUUGGACCUUAAAUCCUACUGAAUAGCUCUUAAUCUUCUUCCCUUUAUGCGAUUUCAAAUUACCGGUAUUGAAAUCAGCCUCCUCCAGUUUGAAAAUGAUGACAGGGGAAGUGUCAGUCGUGACGUCACAAGUUUGACCAGGCGGUAAUACUAAGCAUGCGCUAAUUAUUUUGCGAAGCGAGUUUGACCCUGCAGUAAUUCAAGGCAGGCGCAUACUAUAGGCCCUGCGGCAAUUCAAGGAAAUACGGUAUUCAAGUUAUUCAUCUUGCAACUAUGCAGGUUCCUUCUAUUUUCAAACAGUGUUUUGUGGCAGAGAGAAGACACAAAUCUACUCAGGCUCUCAUUUUUUAAUCAGAUAAAUCACAUUUUGGAAUUUGGAUUAAUCAUUAUUAAUAAUAAUGAUAAUUAUAAAGCACUUGCAGGUAGGACAGGGUUUAGUGCAAGUGCCUCACAAUACGAAGGUCCUGAGUAGUUCUGGGUUCGAUCCUGCGCUCGGGAUCUUUCUGUGUGGAGAUUGCCUGUUCUCCCCAUGAUUGUGUGGGUUCCCUCCGGGUACUCCGGCUUCCUCCCACCUCCAAAGACAUGCACCUGGGGAUAGGUUGAUUGGCAACACUAAAUUGGCCCUAGUGUGUGAAUGUUGUCUGUCUAUCUAUGUUGGCCCUGUGAUGAGGUAGCGACCUGUCCAGGGUGUACAUCGCCUUCCGCCCGAAUGCAGCUGAGAAAUGCUCCAGAACCCCCCCAUGACGCCAAAAAGGACAAGCAGUAGAAAAUGGAUGGAUAACGCACUUGCAUAAUUAAAAUCGGCUUACUCAGAGAAACCAAUAUUUGUACACAAAUGUCAUUUUACUGUCAGAAUGUCAUCCAGGAAUGUUUUUAAACGUUUUACUAGUAUUACUUUGGCCUAAACUUGCAACAUUUGGAUCUUAAAUUAUUUCAGGCUGUGUUUUGGGGUAAAUGUAUUCAUUUUUGUAGGGAUUUAUGCAUUAAUCUGUUUACUGACCGUACAGCGGUUAGGUAAUAGAGCUUAUACGGUCUAAAUAAAUUACAUUAUUAUUCCAAGUGUGAUAUUUUUUUGUGAAUAGUCACGAGUUACCUCAUUAAUUUUCUAUCCAUCCAUUUUCUACCAAUUGUCCCUUUUUGGGGUUAUCAUUAAUUUUGACAGCCGUAAUUUCCACACAAACACGUUUACACGUGCAGAGAUUGCCACCUGCUGGUCAUUACAGAGAAUGAAACUUUAAAACCCAAACUUACACUUUUACCCCAAUAAAAACUUGUAAUACUCAAUACUAAAAUUUCUGAAAGAACUUUAAGUAAUAAAACAGUUGGUUCAUCUUGAAAUUUCACCCAAAAGUACAUUAUCCGUGACAUGUGAGGAGUAAAACUGCCCUCGUUCUUUGCUGUCAAAAAACUAUUUUUUUAACCAGAUAAUCACUUUUGAAUUUUGAAUAAUCGUAAUUAAUCUCAGUAAAUUAAUCGCUUGAGUAAUUUAAAAUGACCUUUAAAAAAAACACAUUUUGGACUCAUACGCAGUUUAAAUGGCAAAUGUUCAUGCCCGCAUGAAGUCCCAAUCAAUCAAUAUAUACAUAUAUAUAUAUAUAUAUAUAUAUAUAUAUAUAUACACAGUAUAUAUAUGUAUAUACACACACACACAUACAGUGGGGCAAAUAAAAUUUUAGUCAGUCACCGAUUGUGCAAGUUCUCCCACUUAAAAUGAUGACAGAGGUCUGUAAUUUUCAUC
Nerophis ophidion (straightnose pipefish) is the source of this 9296-nucleotide messenger RNA. Its product is annotated as calsyntenin-2-like. Lineage: Eukaryota; Metazoa; Chordata; Actinopteri; Syngnathiformes; Syngnathidae. Gene Ontology annotation, molecular function: kinesin binding; X11-like protein binding; calcium ion binding. The coding region runs from base 273 to 3065 and encodes 930 amino acids. Gene Ontology annotation, biological process: positive regulation of synaptic transmission; positive regulation of synapse assembly; homophilic cell-cell adhesion. The record is from RefSeq and is a predicted model, not a curated record. The transcript has 17 exons. Gene Ontology annotation, cellular component: postsynaptic membrane; cell surface.